Molecule: messenger RNA, 987 nt
Organism: Acanthosepion pharaonis
Lineage: Eukaryota; Metazoa; Mollusca; Cephalopoda; Sepiida; Sepiidae
Source: the annotation of a GenBank genome assembly
AUGUCUUUCUUAGUUUUUACUUUUGAUCUAUCUAUCUAUCUAUCUAUCUAUCUAUCUAUCUAUCUAUCUAUCUAUCUAAAUUUACAUAUAUAUAUAUAUUUAUAUAUGUUCGUGUCUGUUUAUCGAUCUAUUUCUUUUUUCUCUGUUUAUCUCUCUCUAUAUCUUUUGUAUCUAAUUUUUUUAAUGCCUUUUUACUUUUUUAUGCUUACGCGUUAUUUUUUUUUUUCUGACUUCAUGCCUCUUUCUGCUUUAAAAAAAUAUUUCACUUCUCUCUAUUUCUUUUCUGAUAUUUUUUCUUUUGGUUUUAUUUACAUUUUUUUCUUUUCUUACGCUUAUUUCUCUCUCUUUUUUCUUCAUAUGUUUUACAUCUCUCUCAAAUAUUUUUUCCGCUCUACUCAUCCUUAUCACGGAAGUUUUCUCUCUUUCUCUCUCUUUGUCGUUAGCUCUUUUCAAUACCAAAUCUUUUUUUCUUUGCAGUACCCUUCGUUUCUUUCUUUUCUUCUUUCUUUUCUUCUUUCUUUUGUUCGUUCGUUAUUUCUUUCUUUCUAUCGAUUUAUUUCCUUUUUCAGCUUUUUAUAUCUAUCUAUCUAUCUAUCUAUCUAUCUAUCUAUCUAUCUAUCUUAUAUAGCUAACGUGAAAACCGGAACAACGCUUCGCCCGGGACUCUGUUUCCUGCACACCGUAAACAACAGUACUUUCACUCUUUCUCUGGAACACGGGUAUAACCUUCACAAGCCUCAAAGAACAAACUGCCCUUCGCUAACAUCUCCAUUCCCUACCAAAAGCCAGAAUCCUCAUCCGAAUUCUUUACCUCUUUCUUCUUUUGUUUGGAUUCUAAUUUUCUUUCCCAUUGCGCGCUCUUGCGCCAACAUCUCCACCUUCUCCUUACUGUUUCCUCCUCAUCUUAAUUACCGUCCUCUUGAAUCUGUUCUUACCGCAUCCACCAUAUUCACCCAUUUGUGUUUUUCUCUUAUCCCACUUGGUUAG